CAAAAGCAAGUCUUGACGUUGACUUCCAUCAUGCUGAAGCUUCUCAUUUUUGCUACGCUUGUCCUUUAUGGACACUGCUCAGAGGAGUCGUUGAAGGCAAAUGGACGUGUCGUUGGGGGCUAUGAGGCAAGAAAGAACGCAUGGCCAUCACAGAUUUCCCUCCAGUACUACUCAGGUGGCAGCUGGUAUCACACAUGUGGUGGGACGUUGGUGGCACGUAACUGGGUGAUGACAGCAGCUCACUGUGUGGACAGAAACAUGAAUUUUCGUGUGGUUCUCGGGGACCACAACAUUUAUCAGCAAGAAGGCACAGAACAGUACAUAAGCGUGAGCAAAAUCGUCAUUCAUCCAUACUGGAAUAGCAACAAUGUAGCUGGAGGAUACGAUAUUGCGAUGCUGCGUCUCGCUCAAAGUGCAACUCUCAACAGCUAUGUGAAGCUUGCUUAUUUGCCUCCAUCGGGCCAGAUCCUGCCCAACAAUAACCCCUGUUAUGUCACUGGCUGGGGCAGGACCCAAACUAAUGGACAGCUAGCAUCGGUCCUGCAGGAAGCUUACCUUCCUGUGGUGGAUUAUUCAACCUGCUCCAGUUCGUCCUACUGGGGCUCCACAGUGAAGAGUACUAUGGUCUGUGCAGGAGGUGAUGGGACACGCUCUGGAUGCCAGGGGGAUUCUGGAGGGCCCUUGAACUGUCUGGUGAAUGGCGCAUACUACGUGCAUGGAGUCACUAGCUUUGUUUCCAGCUCCGGGUGCAACGUCUAUCGGAAGCCCACGGUGUUUACCCGUGUAUCUGCUUAUAUCUCCUGGAUCAAUGGGGUCAUAUCCUCAAAUUGAACAAACUAGAAAGCAGAAGUACAUCAGAGGUUAAUGUCAUUGCCUGGUCAGAACACGCUGUACAUCUUUUGCUCUUCAACAAACUUGGUGGUGUGCAGUCCUUAGCAAAAAUAAAGCUAUGCCUUAAACAA
This is a messenger RNA of Pogona vitticeps (central bearded dragon), 962 nucleotides long. RefSeq names its product chymotrypsin like elastase 1 (gene CELA1). NCBI's taxonomy places the organism in Eukaryota, Metazoa, Chordata, Lepidosauria, Squamata, Agamidae. The record is from RefSeq and is a predicted model, not a curated record. Gene Ontology annotation, molecular function: serine-type endopeptidase activity. Gene Ontology annotation, biological process: proteolysis.